Messenger RNA from Pedinophyceae sp. YPF-701, 2244 nucleotides. Lineage: Eukaryota; Viridiplantae; Chlorophyta; Pedinophyceae. The record is from the annotation of a GenBank genome assembly.
AUGUCCAACCUGAGUCGAGUGGACGGCGCGUCGGGCGGUGCCGUUCGGACGGGCAGUUUGAGCAGCGACUUCGGCACUGUCAACGCGCCGAACACCGAAGCUGCCCUCGCUCCCCAGCUGCGACGACGGUCCUCCGUGAAGACGGUCCGCCGGAGCAUGAUGAACAAGGUCGGAGUUUUGGCGUUGGCUGCGGGCCUCGCCGUAGCCAACGCGUGCCCUGAGGCCGCGGUCCUCACCGAGAGGGCUGGCAAGUUUGGACUGUCCCACUAUGACGCUAGCUCCAAGUGCUCGUGGCGCCUGAACGCGGAGCGCCCGACGGCCAUCUCGGUGGACUCGAUCGACACCGAGGUGCUCUUCGACGAGGUCACGGUGCGCGCGGACGGGCAGGUCGUGGGCCGCUUCUCCGGCACGCACGCGUCGGCGCCCAUCGUGGUGUCGGGCGACGUGGAGGUGGUGUUUGAGUCGGACUCGGACGUGCAGGGCUCGGGCUUCUCCAUGUCGUACGCGCCCGCGGAGGACGCGCCCGUCUCGUGCGGCGCCGGCUCCCCGCUGUCGUUCACGGCCUCGGCCGUGUCCACCCCGAUCGAGAUCCCCGCCGGCGAGACGUGCGAGGUGACGAUCGCGCCCCAGGUCCGCCUCAUCUCGGGCGACGUGUUCGUGGCCGGCGCCAAGUCGGUCGAGGUCAACGGCGCCGCCCCCGUGGCCCUCGCGGGCUGCGGCAAGUUCUCCGUCGACGUCGCCCGCGAGCUCAAGCUGCGCCUGGUGGGCUCGGGCGACCAGGUGGUGCUCGGCGCCGUGUUCGGCGAGGACGCCUCGACCCUGGCCAUUGAGAAGCAGUUCUCGUGCCGCGAGAUGACCUACUCGCGCCGCCUGCAGGGCACCUUCCGCCACCUGCAGCAGAACAACGGCACCAACGCCACCACCGCCGCGCCGGCCACCACCGCCGCGGGCGCCACCACCGCGCCGGGCGCCACCACCGCCGCGCCGGGCGCCACCACCGUGGCCUCGAACGCCACCACGGUGCCCGCCACCACGGUGCCCGUGAUCAACCCCGGCGGCGUGUCGGCUUCCACCAUCAGCACCAUCCGCUCCCAGCUCCAGGGCGCACAGGGUACGCAGGUCACCGUGUCGUCGGUCGCCAUCGGUGGCGCGAACUCGCAGUGGACGUGCGCCCAGAUCACCGCCCUGUACGACGGCAUCGCGCUGGCGCUCUUCAACUUCACCGACGUGAACGUCAUCGCGACCGCCGCCUCCAACGUCUCCCCCGAGGGGGCCCUGCUGUCCCGCGGCAUCAAGCCCUUCAGCUGCGCAAAGCUGCGGCGCCAGCUGUUCCAGGCCGGCAACGGCACGGCGACCUUCACCAGCUUCUCGUUCAAGGCCACCACGGCGCUCGGCGCGCAGCUCCUGACGCGCACGCAGCAGAUCGCCAACGGCACCAUCAGCCUCGCCACGGAGCUGGCCAAGAACCCCGCGGUGACGUCGCAGAUCUCGACCAUCUCCCAAAUCGCCACCAACACCACGGGCGUGUCCUCGACCUCGAUCGUCGGCGCCACACCCGCGCCGGCCACCCAAGCUCCGGUGACCGCGGGGCCGACCGGCACCUCGGGCCCCGUCGCCACGACCCUGGCGCCGACCCUGCCGCCCAAGAUCACCAACGUUGACCAGGCGCAGACCGCGGUCACCGCCGAACUCGAACGGCUGCGUCAGCGCAUCGCCGAUGGCGGCACCGCCAGCCGCGUGACGGCCUCCACGCGGGCCACGUACACGAGCCGGCUGUCGUGCGCGGACCGCAACGCCCUCAACUUCGCCAUGGGCCAGGUGCUCUUCAACCUGGGCUCGGCCGACAUCGUGCGGCUCUACAUCACGAACGGGCUGCUGACGCUGACCACCGAUGGCGACUGCGCCCGCCGUCGCUCCCUGUCGGAGAUCGACUCGGAGAUGUCGCGCCGCCUGCAGCAGAAUUUCGUGUACACCACCGAGGGCACCUUCAUCGCCUCGGACCCCGCCACGGCCGCCGCCAUCCAGGCCAACGUGAACCAGCUCGGCGCGGGCGGCGGCACGGCGCUGAUCGCGGCGCUGCAGAACCUCGGCACCCUGAUUCCUGUGCCUGCGUCGGCCGAAGGGUCGGCCACGGUGCAGGUCGUGUCGGCUGCGGAGCUCCAGAGCGCGGUCGGCGGCGCGUCGACGGCGGUGCUGUCGGCUGCCAUCGCGGCCAUGGUUGCGUGCGCCGCCCUCCUCUUCUAA